Molecule: messenger RNA, 3671 nt
Organism: Myotis lucifugus (little brown bat)
Lineage: Eukaryota; Metazoa; Chordata; Mammalia; Chiroptera; Vespertilionidae
Gene: UBE2O
Product: ubiquitin conjugating enzyme E2 O
Source: RefSeq, a predicted model, not a curated record
AUGGGGGGUGCUCCUGGGGUUCAUGAAAUCCGAGAGCGUGGGAUUUGUGCUCUGGGCUGUCAUUCCCCGGGACGCGGGGCGGAGGUGUGUCCUGGGGUGACUCCCGAGGCCACUCACACGUGUUUUCUCGUCCAGCUGAAACUGGAGGACCGCUCCGUGGUGCCCCGGGACGUGGUCCGGCACAUGCGCUCCACCGACAGCCAGUGCGGCACCGUGAUCGACGUCAGCAUCGACUGCGCCGUCAAGCUCAUCGGCACCAACUGCAUCAUUUACCCCGUCAACAGCAAGGACCUGCAGCACAUCUGGCCCUUCAUGUAUGGGGACUACAUCGCCUAUGACUGCUGGCUGGGGAAGGUCUACGACCUGAAGAACCAGAUCAUCCUGAAGCUGUCCAACGGGGCCAGGUGCUCCAUGAACACAGAAGACGGUGCCAAGCUCUACGACGUCUGCCCACACGUCAGCGACUCAGGUCUCUUCUUCGACGAUUCCUACGGCUUCUACCCGGGCCAGGUGCUCAUCGGCCCCGCCAAGAUCUUCUCCAGUGUCCAGUGGCUGUCGGGGGUCAAGCCCGUGCUCAGCACCAAGAGCAAGUUCCGGGUGGUGGUGGAAGAGGUGCAGGUUGUGGAACUGAAAGUCACAUGGAUUACCAAGAGCUUCUGUCCAGGGGGCACGGACAGCGUCAGCCCCCCACCCUCUGUCAUCACCCAGGAGAACCUGGGCAGGGUGAAGCGUCUCGGGUGCUUUGACCAUGCUCAGCGGCAGCUGGGGGAGCGCUGCUUGUUUGUCUUCCCGGCCAAAGUAGAGCUGGCCAAGAUCGCCUGUGAAUGCCCAGAGAAGCACUGCGCCCAGGGGGAGGGCUCGAUGGCCAAGAAGGUGAAACGCCUGUUGAAGAAGCAGGUCGUGAGGAUCAUGUCCUGCUCCCCCGACACCCAGUGCUCCAGGGACCAUUCUGCGGAGGAGCCAGGCAAGAGGGGGGGGACCAAAGCCAAGAGUGAAACGGGGUCCGCCAGCCCUGAGGAGACGCCUGACGGGUCCGCCAGCCCGGGGGAGAUGCAGGACGAGGGCGCCGAGGAGGCCCUGGAGGCGGGUGAGCCGCUGCCCCCCUUCCUGCUGAAGGAGGGCGGAGACGACAGGCUGCACUCCGCCGAGCAGGACGCCGACGAUGAGGCUGCUGACGACACGGACGACACCAGCUCGGUCACCUCCUCCGCCAGCUCCACCACCUCCUCCCAGAGCGGCAGUGGCACGAAUCGCAAAAAGAGCAUCCCCUUGUCUAUCAAGAACUUAAAGCGAAAACACAAGAGGAAGAAGAAUAAAAUCACCCGUGACUUCAAGCCGGGCGACAGGGUGGCGGUGGAGGUGGUGACCACGAUGACCUCAGCAGACGUGAUGUGGCAGGACGGCUCCGUGGAGUGCAACAUCCGCUCCAACGACCUCUUCCCGGUGCACCACCUGGACAACAACGAGUUCUGCCCUGGGGACUUCGUGGUGGACAAGCGAGUCCAGAGCUGCCCAGACCCCGCUGUCUACGGUGUGGUGCAGUCUGGGGACCACGUGGGCCGCACCUGCGUGGUAAAGUGGUUCAAGCUGCGGCCGAGUGGGGACGACGUGGAGCUGAUUGGAGAAGAGGAAGACGCUGACCACCCUGACUUCCGGUUCCGCACAACCGACAUCGUCAUCCGCAUCGGCAACACUGAGGACGGAGCUCCUCCCAAGGAGGAUGAGCCAUCGGUUGGCCAGGUGGCCCGCGUGGACGUCAGCAGCAAGGUGGAGGUGGUGUGGGCCGACAACUCCCAGACCAUCAUCCUGCCCCAGCACCUGUACAACAUCGAGUCUGAGAUCGAGGAGUCGGACUAUGACUCAGUGGAAGGCAGCACCAGUGGGGCGUCCUCCGAUGAGUGGGAGGACGACAGUGACAGCUGGGAGACGGACAAUGGGCUGGUGGAGGACGAGCACCCCAAGAUAGAGGAGCCCCCCAUCCCACCCACCGAACAGCCGGCAGCCCCCGAGGAGGACAAGGGCGUGGUGAUCAGCGAAGAGGCUGCCACAGCUGCCAUUCAGGGGGCUGUGGCCAUGGCCGCCCCGGUGGCCGGGCUGAUAGAGAAGGCCGGCAAGGACGGGCCCCCGAAGAGCUUCCGGGAGCUGAAAGAGGCCAUCAAGAUCCUGGAGAGCCUCAAGAACAUGACGGUGGAGCAGCUGCUGACGGGCUCCCCCACCUCCCCGACGGUGGAGCCCGAGAAGCCGACGCGGGAGAAGAAGUUUCUGGAUGACAUCAAGAAGCUGCAGGAAAACCUCAAGAAGACCCUGGACAAUGUGGCCAUCGCGGAGGAGGAGAAGAUGGAGGCCCUGCCGGACACAGAGCGCAAGGAGGACAAGCCCGAGGCGCAGUCUCCCAUGAAGGCCGAGUGGCCCAGCGAGACGCCGGUGCUCUGCCAGCAGUGCGGCGGCAAGCCCGGUGUCACCUUCACCAGCGCCAAGGGCGAGGUCUUCUCGGUGCUGGAGUGCGCGCCCUCGAAUCACUCUUUUAAGAAAAUUGAGUUCCAGCCCCCAGAGGCCAAGAAGUUCUUCAGCGCAGUGCGCAAGGAGAUGGCGCUGCUGGCCACCUCGCUGCCCGACGGCAUUGCAGUCAAGACUUUCGAGGACAGGAUGGACCUUUUCUCAGCCCUGAUCAAGGGCCCCACUCGCACCCCCUACGAGGACGGCCUCUACCUGUUUGACAUCCAGCUCCCCAACAUCUACCCGGCCGUGCCCCCCCACUUCUGCUACCUCUCCCAGUGCAGUGGCCGUCUGAACCCCAACCUGUAUGACAAUGGGAAGGUGUGUGUCAGCCUCCUGGGCACCUGGAUCGGAAAGGGGACAGAGAGGUGGACGAGCAAAUCCAGCCUUCUCCAGGUGCUCAUCUCCAUCCAAGGUCUGAUCCUGGUGAACGAGCCGUACUACAACGAAGCCGGCUUCGACAGCGACCGGGGCCUGCAGGAGGGCUACGAGAACAGCCGCUGCUACAACGAGAUGGCGCUGAUCCGCGUGGUGCAGUCCAUGACCCAGCUGGUGCGGCGGCCCGCCGAGGUCUUCGAGCAGGAGAUCCGGCAGCACUUCCGCACCGGUGGCUGGCGGCUGGUGAACCGCAUCGAGUCCUGGCUGGAGACGCACGCCCUGCUGGAGCAGGCCCAGGCACUGCCCAACGGCAUCUCCAAGGACAGCGGCUCUACAGGGCCGCCUGGCGUGGCCGAGCUCUCGGACAGCGGCCGGGAGGAAGCGGAGGACGGCGGGCUAGCCCCUGGAGAGGCCUCCCCGGGCUCAGACUCAGAGGGCGGCGCCCAGGGCCCGGCUGCAGCCAGCAGGGACCACACAGACCAGGCCUCGGAGGCAGCGCCGGACGCCUCAGUGCCCCCCAGUGUCAAACCAAAGAAGCGGAGAAAGAGCUACCGGAGCUUCUUGCCUGAGAAGAGCGGCUACCCUGACAUCGGCUUUCCCCUCUUCCCGCUUUCCAAGGGGUUCAUCAAGAGCAUCCGGGGCGUCCUGGCCCAGUUCCGGGCCGCUCUGAUCGAGGCAGGCAUGCCUGAGAGCACAGACGACAAGUAGCGCCAGCCCCAGGAAGGAGGAUCGUGGUGGGAGAGGCCAGCACCUGCUCACUCCCUCCCCCCAGGCCCUCCACGCUUCCCCCUCUCUCC